Molecule: messenger RNA, 1143 nt
Organism: Symbiodinium natans
Lineage: Eukaryota; Dinophyceae; Suessiales; Symbiodiniaceae
Source: the annotation of a GenBank genome assembly
AUGGAUGAAAGCCUUACGUCGGAUCUCGACAGCGAUGCGGAGACGGAGUGCCACGCGCUCCUCUCCGAGACCAGCAGGUCGGACGAUCGCUGCUGCCGCUGUGGGCUGUGCUGCAAGGCCUGCCUCUUCCUAUCCCUGUGCGCUCUUGUCCUUUGUGCCGUGUUCCGCGACGCUUUGGUCGCGCGCCUCGCGGGCUUAGGCAUUGCAGCGGCCCGGAUCCAUUUCGAGUCCGUCGAUGUGGGCACGAUCCGAAACUCUGCGACCCUGGACCCGCGGAUCGUCGCCUGGAUCGCGCGCCCAAGCCCAGUGGGCGUCGAUGUGAGGAUGACGCGGCUGGUGCUGAAAGUGCCGACCUUCCCCACCGGUGCCCUGGCCCGCGUGGGCACGGUGACCAUGCCGAGCUUGAGGGUCGAGGCUUUCCAAGACCUACGCAUCAACGUCACGGCCCAUGUGGACAUCGAGGACUUCGACGUCUUUGGUCUAGCAGGCAAGCAUGCUGUACGGGAGCGCGACUCUGGCUGGGUGGUGGAAGGGAAACUGCAGGUCCACUGUGAACUCCCACUCUUCACGCUUGACUUGCCUGAUAUCCCCUUCCAGCGGCAAGUGGCCCUGAAAGGCAUGGCAGGCUUCGCCCAAGAUGCCAACCCAGUUACCAUGGAGGCGAUCACCAGUGCCUAUGGCUACCCAGACCACCUCGACACCACUGUGGCCAUCAGAAUCUACAACCCCUCCUACCUCUCAGCGCGCCUUGACACGCCCACGCAGUUCAACAUCACCCAGCGGGGGCAGCCCUUCGGGACGGCAGUGGUCCAGGAGGUUGCCCUUAAGCCUGGGCACAACACGGUGAACGUACGGUUCUUGCUGCAUGAUGACAGCUCCAACCGGGAGGCCGUGCGCGCCUUCAUCCUCGGCUACAUCCUGGCAGACACGCAAAUGGUCACCAUGCACGGCUCAAAGAGGUCCUGCUCUGACCCACUCCUGGCCGUCGUGCUGACUGGCUUAAACCUCAGCUUCCGCUUCAAACCGCCCCCGGCAAGCUUCAUCCACCACAUCACGGCCAACCUGGGGCUCAUCGGCCUGCAGGUCACGGCGCAGAUUGCGAACCCGCUGCUGGGACACGCUGGGCCAGGAAACGAUGAUUGA